UUCUCCACACACACUCACCUCUCCUUUGACCACAACCGGACUCAGUUCGCCAGUCCCUCACUCAAACUCCACCCUCCACCAUUCUUCCCUUCUAGAUCUCACCCUUCAUGGCCAUCAACCUUCACAUUUCCCGUUUUCCACUUCUUUAAUCUAUAAAAAAAAAGUCACACAAUCUUCCAAACUCUCAAACAUGUCCGACACAACAGAACCAACAAAGGCAAUGCCGGCACAGGCAGAGAAGAAGAAAGAACAAAGUCUGCCGUUUUAUCAACUGUUCUCGUUCGCAGAUAAGCUCGAUUACGUUCUCAUGAUUCUCGGUAGCAUCGGUGCCGUUGUUCACGGAUCUUCCAUGCCGUUUUUCUUUUUAUUGUUCGGUCAAAUGGUUAAUGGCUUCGGUAAAAACCAAACUGAUUUAAAUACCAUGACUCAUGAAGUCUCUAAGUAUGCUUUGUAUUUCGUUUAUCUUGGAUUGGUGGUGUGCGUUUCGUCUUACGCAGAGAUCGGAUGCUGGAUGUAUACCGGAGAACGACAAGUGAGCGCGUUGAGGAAGAGGUACCUUGAAGCAGUGUUGAAACAGGACGUAGGGUUUUACGAUACCGAUGCGAGAACAGGUGAUAUCGUGUUUAGUGUCUCUACGGACACACUUCUCGUUCAAGACGCCAUUAGCGAGAAGGUGGGAAACUUUAUACAUUAUCUGUCAACGUUUUUGGCGGGAUUGGUGGUCGGUUUUGUGUCCGCAUGGAAGCUAGCUCUUCUUAGUGUUGCAGUGAUUCCAGGCAUUGCGUUUGCGGGUGGUUUAUAUGCGUAUACGCUUACGGGUCUAACGUCUAAGAGCCGUGAAUCAUAUGCUAAUGCUGGCAUCAUUGCUGAACAGGCUAUUGCACAAGUAAGAACGGUUUACUCGUAUGUGGGCGAGACAAAGGCCUUGGACUCGUAUUCGGAUGCAAUACAGCACACCCUUAAGCUCGGGUAUAAAGCCGGAAUGGCAAAGGGGUUGGGACUAGGAUGUACAUAUGGAAUCGCUUGCAUGUCAUGGGCACUUGUGUUUUGGUAUGCUGGCGUGUUUAUUCGCAACGGGCAAACAGAUGGUGGGAAAGCAUUCACUGCUAUUUUCUCUGCCAUUGUUGGUGGCAUGAGUUUGGGUCAGUCUUUUUCAAAUCUUGGAGCAUUCAGCAAAGGUAAAACUGCUGGAUAUAAGUUGUUCGAAAUCAUUAAGCAAAACCCGACUAUUGUUCAAGACUCUAAAGACGGGAUGCGUUUAGCGGAGGUUAAUGGCAAUAUUGAGUUCAAGGAUAUAUCUUUCAGUUACCCUUCAAGGCCAGACGUCUUUAUCUUCCGAAACUUCUCUAUUUUCUUCCCUGCGGGUAAAACAGUCGCUGUUGUCGGUGGUAGCGGGUCUGGUAAAAGUACGGUUAUUUCGUUGAUAGAAAGGUUUUACGACCCCAAUCAAGGACAAAUAUUGCUAGACAAUGUGGAUAUUAAGACGCUGCAACUGCGAUGGUUGCGCGAUCAAAUUGGUCUGGUGAACCAAGAACCCGCACUCUUUGCGACCACGAUCCUUGAAAACAUACUUUACGGAAAACCUGACGCAACUACAGCUGAGGUGGAAGCAGCAGCCUCUGCAACCAAUGCUCAUAGCUUCAUUACCUCGCUUCCAAACGGGUACAACACCCAAGUAGGCGAGCGCGGGGUCCAGCUAUCUGGCGGUCAAAAACAAAGAAUCGCAAUCGCUAGAGCAAUGUUAAAGAACCCAAAAAUACUCCUCCUUGAUGAAGCAACCAGUGCUCUUGAUUCAGGUUCCGAGAGUAUCGUUCAGGAAGCUCUUGAUCGUUUAAUGGUUGGAAGAACAACCGUCGUGGUUGCACAUCGGUUAUCCACCAUAAGAAACGUUAACUCAAUAGCAGUUAUUCAACAAGGACAAAUCGUGGAAACCGGAACACACGAAGAACUAAUCUCCAAAUCCGGCGCUUACGCCUCGUUAAUCCGAUUCCAAGAAAUGGCGGGAACCCGAGACUUUUCGAACCCCUCAACUCGCCGCACGCGUUCAACGCGUUUAAGCCAUUCACUGUCGACAAAAUCGCUUAGCCUCAGGUCUGGAAGCCUGAGAAACUUAAGCUACUCGUACAGUACUGGUGCCGAUGAGGUUUUAAAUCAUUGCAAGGAUGUUAAAGCUAGAGGCUUUAAAUCUCUCCAUAUGAGGUGGCGUCUACGUGGUGCUGAUGUGGCGUGA
Messenger RNA from Helianthus annuus (common sunflower), 2230 nucleotides. Its product is annotated as ABC transporter B family member 19. Gene Ontology annotation, molecular function: ATP hydrolysis activity; ATP binding; ABC-type transporter activity. The transcript has 8 exons. The coding region runs from base 191 to 2230 and encodes 679 amino acids. Gene Ontology annotation, biological process: transmembrane transport. Gene Ontology annotation, cellular component: membrane. The record is from RefSeq and is a predicted model, not a curated record. NCBI's taxonomy places the organism in Eukaryota, Viridiplantae, Streptophyta, Magnoliopsida, Asterales, Asteraceae.